Lobosporangium transversale is the source of this 793-nucleotide messenger RNA. RefSeq names its product glutathione S-transferase. NCBI's taxonomy places the organism in Eukaryota, Fungi, Mortierellomycota, Mortierellomycetes, Mortierellales, Mortierellaceae. The transcript is spliced from 6 exons. Gene Ontology annotation, biological process: L-phenylalanine catabolic process; glutathione metabolic process. Bases 59 to 718 code for a protein of 219 amino acids. Gene Ontology annotation, cellular component: mitochondrion; cytoplasm. Gene Ontology annotation, molecular function: maleylacetoacetate isomerase activity; glutathione transferase activity. The record is from RefSeq and is a predicted model, not a curated record.
AUUUCUUCCUCUUUUUCCUCCUUCUUCUUGCCUUUCUGUACCUCUUCCCCUUCAAAUAAUGGCUUCUGAUUCACGUCCUCUACUCUACUCGUUCUACCGCUCCUCCUGUUCAUGGCGUGUGCGACUUGCUCUCAGCAUCAAGGGCAUUGCCUACGAUACUAAAUCUAUCAAUUUGCUUACUGAAGAAAAUAAAACUAAAGAAUACAAACAGAUCCAACCUUUCGGUGCGAUCCCUGCAUUUGUCGACGAUAUAAAUGAGGACAAUACACCAUUGAUUGAAUCUGCCGCCAUCAUUGAAUAUCUAGAUGAAACUAGACCAGAGAAUCCGCUUCUUCCCAAAGAUCCUCGCGAAAGAGCAAUAGUCCGUUCUCUGGUCUAUGCAAUUGCCAUGGGUAUCCAACCCAUUUGUAGUAUCCGUGUCUUAAAGUUCAUUGGCAAGGACAAUGAGGAAGAAUGGACAAAACAUUUCAUGUCCGAAGGAUUUGCAGCCUUUGAGAAACUACUUCAAAGAACGGCGGGAAAAUAUGCAUUCGGUGAUACGAUUACCAUGGCCGAUCUGUUCCUAGUCCCGCAGUUCUUCAAUGGCCUCAGAUUCGGUGUGGAUAUGACUGCAUACCCAAUCAUGUCUAGGAUCAAUAGCACUCUCGAGCAAUUGGAGGCCUUCAAAGCUGCUCACCCCACAAGGCAGCCUGAUUGCCCCCCAGAGCUGCGCCAAUAAAAUAUAUCUUUGCUACACAGUGUGUCUGAAUAAAAGACUUGGCAUAGCUAAUGUAUUUAUUAUUUUACAUGCCAG